UGGACAAAGUACAGUGUAAUAACCUGGUAAUAAUAACGGGCAUAACGGUUUGAUGACGGAAAAUUUUGUAACAAUGACUUAAUUUAACGUUAGCCCCACUGAAGGCAGCAGACAUGCCUGCGAGUGUGGAGUUCUUGGCGGCAGUGAUUCUUAUAUCUUUAUCUCAAAGUGGAAACUUGGUUUCUGGAAGAUCAUUCUCUAUAGACUUCAAAAACAACUGUUUCCUGAAAGAUGGAAAGCCGUUUCAGUACAUCUCGGGCAGUAUUCACUACUCCAGAAUCCCACAGUACUACUGGAAGGAUCGACUCGUGAAGAUGUACAUGACUGGACUCAACGCAGUUCAAAUGUUCUCUCACAGAUAUGUGCCAUGGAAUUUCCAUGAAGAAACACAAGGGGUGUACAAUUUUACAGGAGACCGAGAUUUGGAGUAUUUCCUGAGCUUGGCCAAUCAGACAGGUCUUCUGGUCAUCCUGCGUCCAGGACCUUACAUAUGUGCAGAAUGGGAAAUGGGUGGACUGCCGGCGUGGCUCCUUGAGAAACCAAAUAUCCAGCUUCGAACUAAUGACACGGAUUACAUGGAAGCGGUCAGCAACUGGAUGGCUGUUCUCCUUCCUAAAAUGAAAGGUUGGCUCUAUACCAAUGGAGGAAACAUCAUUAGUGUCCAGGUGGAGAAUGAGUAUGGAAGCUAUUACGCUUGUGAUUACAACUACAUGCGCCACCUGCAGACUGUGUUUCAUUUCUUUCUGGGUGAAGACACAGUCUUGUUCACCACUGAUGGAAACAGAGAUAAGGAAAUGAAAUGUGGGGCUCUGGAAGGUUUAUAUGCCACAAUAGAUUUUGGCACAGACACAAACAUAAGUGAAGCGUUCGACCGGCAAAGAAGGUUUGAACCUCAAGGCCCCCUGGUAAACUCAGAGUUCUAUACUGGCUGGUUAGAUCACUGGGGAGAUGAACAUGCCAUGGUUGCUACUCAGAACAUCACCACAAUGCUUGAAAAAAUGCUAACUAUGGGGGCCAACGUCAACAUGUACAUGUUUGAAGGAGGUACUAGUUUUGGCUACUGGAAUGGUGCUGAUUAUGACACAAGGUACCGCUCAGUAGUGACUAGUUAUGAUUAUGACGCCCCACUGUCGGAGGCAGGAGACCCUACAGAGAAACUGUGGGCCAUCAGAGAUGUCAUCAAACAGUUCAGAAAUAUUCCAUCUGGACCCAUGCCACCAGCAACUCCCAAGUUUGCCUAUGGCUUUGUGACCCUCACAAAGGUUGGUGACGUGAGCAGUCUGUUGAACAUCCUGUCACCCUUACGGCCUGUCCAAUCUCAGCAUCCUCUGACAUUUGAAGAGAUGAAACAGUAUUAUGGCUACAUGAUGUAUCGGACAACACUACCCAGGGACCUCUCAGGGCCCACGGCACUUAUCUCUCCUCUGAAUGGGGUUCAUGACCGUGCAUAUGUGUCUAUCAAUGGGGUGUUUCAGGGGCUGUUGGAGAGAGACAUUACGCUUGUGACGAACAUUACUGGACAGAAGGGAGACACAAUGGAUAUCUUUGUGGAGAACAUGGGCAGGGUCAACUUUGGCCCAAAAAUAAAUGAUUACAAGGGCCUCCUGAGUGACCUGAUCCUUGGCAACGAUGUACUGACUGAUUGGAAUAUCUACCCUUUGUAUAUUGAUGAAACCAUUGCUGGCGGAUGGCCUCAUUCUAAGAGCCAGCAGUCCCCGUCUGUCUCCAAGAACGAUCUGUCAGCAGGGCCAGCGUUCUUCAUGGGGACAUUACAGCCCAAUGGCCUGGCAUGGGACACCUUCCUCAAGCUCAAUGGGUGGACAAAGGGUCAAGUGUGGAUCAACGGUGUGAACCUGGGACGAUACUGGCCAGCCAGGGGCCCUCAGCAGACCCUGUAUGUCCCUGGACCCCUGCUUCGCACCAGCCAGCCAAACGAAAUCACUGUGUUGGAGCUGGAAAAGGCCCCGGAACAUUUACGCAUUCUCUUCAUGGACCGACCUCAGCUCAGCGACACGUGAGGAAGAAUCAAAGACAAGUAGCGUCAGCUCUCUUAUCACUUUUGGUUUCAGUGUUUCUUGCGUAACCGGAUCUUUAUCAGUAUCCAGUUAUUUUGGUACAGAACAUCAGCUACUUUAGCAAUAUAAUGUGAAAAUGUGAAAAAACGUCACUCAUGCAGGAACAGCAUUGUUAUGUUUAUUGUACUCACUUUAAAACCUUUUAUGCUUAUUCCCAGUAAUACAAAUAAAAAACUGAUUACAUU
Messenger RNA from Thalassophryne amazonica, 2260 nucleotides. It is a transcript of the gene glb1l, whose product is annotated as galactosidase, beta 1-like. Gene Ontology annotation, biological process: carbohydrate metabolic process. The record is from RefSeq and is a predicted model, not a curated record. Lineage: Eukaryota; Metazoa; Chordata; Actinopteri; Batrachoidiformes; Batrachoididae. The coding region runs from base 114 to 2018 and encodes 634 amino acids. Gene Ontology annotation, molecular function: beta-galactosidase activity. The transcript has 16 exons. Gene Ontology annotation, cellular component: vacuole.